Molecule: messenger RNA, 5969 nt
Organism: Orbicella faveolata
Lineage: Eukaryota; Metazoa; Cnidaria; Anthozoa; Scleractinia; Merulinidae
Source: RefSeq, a predicted model, not a curated record
ACUCACUCAACAUUUAACUCAUAAUCAGUGUGGCCAGCUCUUAUUGUCUGCGUUUCUCUAGUUUUUUUCUAUUUGAACAGCUCUUUAGCGUUAUUGAUCACCGAAAAUAUAAAGGGUAAAAUGAUUCAGUAUAGAUUCCUUACGCACACAGUCUUUGUGCCAUUGAUUUCAUUUGCAUACAGUGUUUAGUCAAGCUGCCAAGCUUCACAAAGGCCGGACUUAAACAAAGUAAAUUGAGUGUGGCUAGGGCAUUUUUCGAAAAAAGCAAGAGCUUAUUAAAUAGUGAUUUGGGUAUAUUAGUUAUUAGUAAGGCCAUCCGCACACACAAUCAUCCUUUUUUGGCCGUAAUACUUCAUUGUGUAUUUACCCCUUUUAUUACAUCAGUGAGCGCUGAAGUACCCUGCGAGCAUAACAGAACCCCAAACUAUAAACAAAACUUUGCGUAUUCGCAAAAAGGAACUGACAAUUGGGGCGCAGCUCUUCUUAGGCGCACUUAAACCUGAAAGAAAUAAGGGUUUUUUUUACUACUGCCAGAUCAGCGUAGGGAGCGACUGCUACUGCAUGAUCUGCAUUUAUGCGAGAAGGCUAGGAAAUGUUUAAAAAUGAUCAGCUGAAAUCAGAAUUACGCCAGAAUGCAAUGCGUAUGCCAUCAAGACGCACCACGCAACCGAACAAAAUGCAAUGCACAGUCGCAAACUGCCAGCAAUAUGGAGCGCUCAAUACUGGUUUUGGUAAGUUUGAUGCUUAUAAUAAUCCUCAAAACUGUUUCUGAUGAAUGCCAACCAUUGUGUAUUAGUACGUUCAAUCACUUCUUGAAAGAAAUGUUAUGACAAAUAUAUUUUCUCCGAGAAUGCGGCAAUAUCGAAAGGAAGGGUUUCAAAUUUCGAAGAGUAUUUCUAAAAUCGUAAACACAAAUUUGUUCCUUGCAAUAUGCCUUUUACAGUAUUUGAAGAGUUUUAAUGUUGAACACAGGCUUAGCUUUUUUCAAACUUUCGGAACCUAGGGACACGGGAGGAAAAUUUCGACCAAUCUGAGCGAAACUCAAAAUGACUGCACGGACAUUUGAGUUUUUUUCUUUUGACCAAACUCUCUAUUAUGACGUAGCGCGAAUUGUUCAUGAAAGAAUUUAUUGUUACCUCAUUCCUCUUGUCAAAAUACGAAUUAAAAUGCCAUUCCUUUGGCUGCCUAGUAUAGAAACGUUGUAUGAUUCCCCUUUGAAGUUAGCUAAACCCACUGAGUUGUCUGAGGUGAUCACGCAUGUUUAUGUGAAUUUAUUUCGCAGGCCUGAGAAUCAUUCUCAUCAGACGUAUUUUUCUCUUCUUCCCUCUGCUUAGGUGGAAGAAGCAGGGUUAGUCCUGUAAGCAAAUUAUCUUUCUUCACUGGUCAUCCCUGCUAAAGUUUGAUUUGGAAAGAGCGGAACCAGCUCCAAACUCUCGCUUAGUGGCCGUGGACCUAUUCCGGCCAGAAUGACUAGAAUGAACGUGUGUACUUCGUUUGUGAUAAUCAUUGUUGCAAUAAUCCAGAUCUGGUUGAGCAAAGCUUAUGAACAGCAGUAUAUUGAAAAUGGAAAGUCUCUUAUGGAGGAAGACGACGACCUUCCUAAUGACCCUUACAUGAGCUACCUACUGUGGCCACACUUUCACUUCAGUGGCACUUUUCGUGCUGAUAUAUCAACGGUCAAUAAUUUUCCCUACAACUACGACACUGAAACCUUUGUAGCAGCCAACCUGUUACAAAACCACAGUCGUAGUUGGAACCCUCGUGGCAGCGGUGAAUGGAGUGUUACUGGGUCAGUGACACACGUGUGUUAUGCCAAUGGACAUUGUGUGGGAGAAGAUGAAGGGGAUCAGAAAUCUGAACCACUCCUGGGAGAAAAGAUAAUAGAUGGUGGCAACCAAACGUGGGCGAAAUUGGUCGACUUGGAUACCCAGGCACAAACGUUCUCUGAGAUGUGGGGCUGGAGGAUUCGAAUCGGGAACCUGUUUUCUGCUGAUUAUACUCCAGUUCCCUUCCAGUACAUGUGGAAAAAAGUAGCAGAAACGCCACAAUUUGGAAGUCCUUAUGGGGCAGCUUACCAGUCAGUGUUGACGAACAUUCGGUGGAUAGACAAUGAAACUACCUCGCCUUUCGUCAGACAGCUCCAAAAGGCAAUGGUCAAUGUUAACAUUACCAGCGACAAAUUAUCGAUACGACUUAAUGUAGAUAUCUACCAGAAGAAUUUUGAGAAGGACAACUUUACCACAGGGAGAAUUACAGGCACAAUUGGUUUGUUAGGGAAGAAAUCACCCCCGUUCUUUACUCUCGGCCGCAUGAUGAAGUCUUUGGUGAACAAUCUGCAGGAUACUCCGUUUUAUGUCGAUCAACGUCUCAGGAAAGUCUUUGUAGACUUUGGAAACAGUUUACCAGUAUACGAAAAUGGAACCCUUGCUACCAGCGGCUUUGAGGGUCUCCUUGUUGCUUUGCCUGUAAACGAAAAUCCAUCGCUGAGUUGCUCUGAUGAACUGCUAUGGCUUGGAACGGUGUAUGAUACGUAUCCCAACUGGUACCAGAACUCCGCUGGUGUCCAGAUCUUCCCGGCCCUGGGAUCUCUAACAGCAGACGAUAUGGGGAAACUAAACAACCGCCCCCUCGUUGUUGCUGAGGCAAGUGGCAAUUUGCCUGUGCUCAAAUGUAAAAGAAUACUACUCGCGGAAGCUGAAGAUGGUAUUGAUAUUCAUCCGCUCAACAAAUGGACAUUUCGAAAGAAUCCUGGUGAAAACGCUGUGGUUGAGUUAUUCGCUACAAAUUUUGGAAAACCUCUUCAGGACGCGAAAGUGCUAAUAGACCCUUGCAAUUGUGAGAACAUAUUCUCACCCGAACCGGAGGUUGGCCAACCUCCUUUGCCUUGUACAACAGAAAUAAGAACAAACAAGACCGGAAUCGCAACGCUUUCUAUCGAAACUAAGGAUCCACAAAAUUACAGAAAAUAUAUCGAUGGACAAAUUUACCCAUUCUUCUACUCAGUGGAAGGACAGACCAGUAAUUGCUCGAGCAUGUGUUACGGCAACAAUCCUUUGAUGCUACUUAACUCGGUUUUUGUUCUUCUUGUAUGGGACAACUAUACACGCAAGGGUGAAGAAGCAACCUGGUUGGACGAUGUAUACCCCAUAUUCAAGCAAUACGCAAAUUUGUAUCCAGUGAUGACUGAGAACUUCGUAGAUUUAGGAAAUUAUUACGAAGUCAAAGAGCACCUUAAGGCCAUCAAUAUGACUUUGAGACUGCCUAUGUCUCAUCCAAAUCAUAUGCCGGUGACACGCGAUCUAUCAGCUUCCAAACGUCAGGUUAUUCUCGAAUGGCUUUCCAAUGAAAAACUACCUAAAGGUGAAGCGCAGGAUUACUACUCGGUAGAAAACCUCCGAAGAGACCUGCAGACUGCCAUAGAAGUGGAACAUUCAACUAUUCCUCCAUACUUGACUGCCUUGGCAUCUAUCAAAAAUAGCUUUAACCGUGAAAUCCACAAGGUGAUAAGAAGCAUAGUCAUUGAAGAGAUGAUGCAUUUGACGCUUGUCGCUAACAUCCUUAACGCUGUUGGAGGGAAACCUUUGCUGUAUUCAAAGGACUUCCUUCCACACUAUCCCACCCGUAUGCCAGGUGGACUUCAGCCAAACUUAAUCAUCCCCAUUGAAAAGCUCUCACUUGGUCUUAUCAGGAACAUUUUUAUGAAAAUCGAGCAACCGACAAUGGAGCAAAAACUAGUUUCUAGUUACAAACACACAUAUGAUUACGCGCGUCGUCAUAGAAUCAAGAAAGAAGAAGAAGAACACUGCCACAAAACUGAUGAGGGGACCAGCUGCAAACCUCCAAAGCACCAAAGAACGUAUUCGGAUCCCUUGAUCGAUGAUGUGAGAGAUUCAUGUAUUCUUAAAGAUUUCAAUGAUGAAAAGGAAAAGAGGAUAACAAUAAAGAAAUUGAAGCAAGGUCCUCAUCCUUCAGACGAUCUAAAGAUUGUGAAACACCAUAACACAAUAGGUAGAUUUUACAUGCACAUUUUGAAUGCACUCGGUAACCUCACUGAUUGCGGGAAAAACGAUAGCAUAUUCACUGGAGACCCGAGCCUACAGGUCGACUUCAGAAAAUAUUCGGUACACCAUGAAGGCAUGAAGGUAACCAACUACUCUACGGCUGUGGAGGCCAUUCGCAUGAUCGUCGAUCAAGGUGAAGGUAGUUCAGUGUGUAACCCUCUUGCCUGGAGUUAUUAUGGUACAGAACAGUUGUCCCAUUACUUCCUCUUCUAUUCCGUUGUUGAGAAACACGAGCUUCAAGUUGUGAAUUCAACGAAGGCACCAGACAACCAUUAUGGCGAAUUUGUACUAGAUUACUCAAAGAUGUGUAAUAGCACAUACUACUUCAAUGGAUCAGAUAUUCCAUUCGAUCCUGAAGGUGUCUGGCCAAUGAUUCCAAAUCCCCGGAUGACGAAAUACGUUAAAGGGUCCAAGGCCUAUAGACAGGCAGUGAGGUUCAACAAGGUCUACACCAAGCUUUUAAAAUCCCUGGAGAACGUGUUUAAUGGCCGCCCUGACACGCUGGAUGAUGCUUUGGGGCUUAUGUAUUCUGUUGACCUCCACUUGACUAACCUACUGCGCACGCCUGUUGAAGACAUUGGAGACCCGUAUAUAGGACCAAAUGCUGGCCCGACGUUUGAUUUUACACCCGAGUAGAAGACGUCUCCGUGUUAUUCAUCGCAUGCUUUAUCCUUUAUUUAUUGCUGGCCUGUAAUUUAUAGUUGUGGUGCAUAUGUAUGGCUUCAGUUUUACUGCCAUUGUAGAACAGAAUUAGAUGCCUGGCAGUAGAAUAGCGAGUAAGUAAGUAAAUUAAGUCAGUCAGUCAGUCAGUCAGUCAGUCAGUCAGUCAGUCAGUAAGUAGGCAAAUUCUUAUUUUAACGUGGGUGAAGAACUCACCACUUUUUUUUUCUUUGCUUUAUUUAGUAUAUUUUACGACACUUAUGUUGAAGCAUAUUUUAUAACAUUUUAAACAAUAUAUUCACUUUAUCAUAGUACUACCGUGAACGCUCUAAAUAUGUUAAUAAAGUAAGGCCGGAGUCGGAAAAUCGGAACGUGCAAACUAAGCUUAGGCUAAGUCAGUUUGAAACGAUCAAACAAACAACCUCGUCCCUUGCAGGUAAUUGAAAUAACUUUCCCUCAGGAACAGUUGCAUCAGGCGACAGCCCGAAAUUUCCGCAGAUACUAUCAGAAGGACAAGGGCAUGUAGCUGCUUUGUCUGAUAAGAUUGUAAGCUUGACCCGUUGUGAGUUAUUUUAGCAUGGUUAACAGUAGUUUUAGCUUCCUCACGUCAGCUCCCAAACGUUUGUGUAAAGGAACGUGGAAACUUUGGUUUCCGUUGCUAGUAGUUUAUCGAACAUUUUAACUAACUCGAAUUUAGCUAAGGCAAGUAUUUACCGCAAGUAUUUACCACAAGUUUUUUCGGCUUUUGUUACUGAUAAUUUUAGGAUCACGUUUGUAUAACUUUUUAAGCUCUUUGAGCUCUUUUGAGGUUUAGCUUUCUCACUUCAGCUCCCAAACGUUUGUGUAAAGGAACGCGGAAACUUUGGUUUCCGUUGCUAGUAGUUUAUCGAACAUUUUAACUAACUCGAAUUUAGCUAAGCCAAGUAUUUACCGCAAGUAUUUACCACAAGUUUUUCGGCUUUUGUUACUGAUCAUUUUAGGAUCACGUUUGUAUAACUUUUCAAGCUCUUUGAGCAGCCAUGGCUGCGCUUGGCACUGACACCUUACUCUCGAAAGUGCUUUACUUAAGCGGAGCUUGUAAAUUUGGUUACAUUCACUUAUUCGGGAGUAGUUUUAAAUGUACGUUAAGGCGCUCUGGGCACGUAUUCAUCCGCCUAAGACUGUUAUCUCCAUUUCCUUUACUUUGUUCCACAAAGGAAACGUGCCAAUUGACCAAUUACAGCUAAGCACGAGCGCACUUAACCGUCA